Drosophila serrata is the source of this 1364-nucleotide messenger RNA. RefSeq lists its product as uncharacterized. Lineage: Eukaryota; Metazoa; Arthropoda; Insecta; Diptera; Drosophilidae. The record is from RefSeq and is a predicted model, not a curated record.
ACAACAAAGUAGUAAUCGAAAUGUCUGAAUGUGCUGAUAACAUUGCGUACAAUAAAGAUGAGUUGGUCCCACCCGGAUGGUUAGACAAAAACUUCAUCACGGAUGUCUUGAGCAAACAUGAAAAGGCACCUGAGCUCCAGGUAACCGAUCUUAGAUUCUCGCCGGCAUGCCUCAAGGGAGAGCAUUAUGCCAGCAUCAUGUUCCGGGCCAAAGCCAAAUAUUUAAAAGAGAAAGGGGACUUUGAAAAGUCGCUCAUCAUCAAAACGAUGCCAGAGGAGGAGGGUCACAAGAAGGAUUUGAUUGGAAGUUCUCCGCUCUUUGAAACCGAGGUGGGAAUGUACUCCAAGGUGCUGCCCGAGUUUGAGAGGAUCCUCCGCCAGGCAGGAGCACAUACGAAACUCUGUGCGGAUUGCAUAUAUCACAGUCUGGAACCUCGAAAAAUACUCAUCUUUGAGGAUCUCAAGGAGACGGGUUUCUUUGUGCUGAGAAAUCGGGAAGCGAGCAAAGAAGAAGUAGAUCGCGCCUACUUCAAACUGGCCAAGUGGCAUGCCGCCAGUCUGAAAGUGCAGGAAGAGAAACCUGAGCUACUUAAGGAAUAUACCCAUGGGCUGUUGGAGAUGCCGCAAAUCAUGCAGGAGUCCUUUAUGAAAACCGGAAUGCCCUAUUUCGUUGAACUCCUGUCCAAUGAUCCGGAGCUGAUCAAGUACAAAGCCUAUUUUGAGCAAAUUAAACCUGACUUUCUGGAACGACUUAAGGGAGAGUGGAAAGGCUUAAGAGAUAACCCCGAGGUAGACCAAUACAGGGUACUUUGCCAUGGUGACCUCCACCUACGCAACAUGAUGUUCCAGUAUGAGAAGGGAUCCUUUAAGGACUGCAUGCUGCUGGACUUCCAGAUAAGCCACCUCUUUCCGCUGACCUCAGAUCUGGUUUACUCGAUAUAUAUGCUAAUGGAGCCAGAGCAUCGAUGGAAGUUUUGGGAUGAUUUUAUUGAUUACUACUUUUUCGUUUUCCGUAAUACUCUUGAGGAAAUCGGUUACAAGGGUGAAAUGCCCACUGAAGAUGGUCUUUGGGAGCGCUUAAGACAGCACAAAUAUUAUUAUUGUAUAAUCUUAUUCGACUGACUUCCGCAGAGUACUUCUUCAUAACCACGUUCCUGCCUCUAAUGUGGGCUCUUAGGGAGACUUCCGUUGACUUUGGUGAACUUUUGCAAGAUGACGAAAGACGUCGGAAAUGCUAUUACUCUGAGGGUUACAUCAAGGAUGUUAAGAAAAUACUCUUUCGAUUGGAUUUAUAUGGAUACUUUAGUGAUGUCUAAACAGAUAACAUUCUUUAAAACAAUAUUAUAUAAUGAUCUGAAAUCUUAA